This is a messenger RNA of Staurois parvus, 681 nucleotides long. The record is from the annotation of a GenBank genome assembly. NCBI's taxonomy places the organism in Eukaryota, Metazoa, Chordata, Amphibia, Anura, Ranidae.
CCGGCUCCUCCCCUUCAGUCUUGCACAGGUGUACCGGCUCCUCCCCUUCAGUCUUACACAGGUGUACCGGCUCCUCCCCUUCAGUCUUGCACAGGUGUACCGGCUCCUCCCCUUCAGUCUUGCACAGGUGUACCGGCUCCUCCCCUUCAGUCUUGCACAGGUGUACCGGCUCCUCCCCUUCAGUCUUGCACAGGUGUACCGGCUCCUCCCCUUCAGUCUUGCACAGGUGUACCGGCUCCUCCCCUUCAGUCUUGCACAGGUGUACCGGCUCCUCCCCUUCAGUCUUGCACAGGUGUACCGGCUCCUCCCCUUCAGUCUUGCACAGGUGUACCGGCUCCUUCCCUUCAGUCUUGCACAGGUGUACCGGCUCCUCCCCUUCAGUCUUGCACAGGUGUACCAGCUCCUCCCCUUCAGUCUUGCACAGGUGUACCGGCUCCUCCCCUUCAGUCUUGCACAGGUGUACCUGCUCCUCCCCUUCAGUCUUGCACAGGUGUACCGGCUCCUCCCCUUCAGUCUUGCACAGGUGUACCGGCUCCUCCCCUUCAGUCUUGCACAGGUGUACCGACUCCUCCCCUUCAGUCUUGCACAGGUGUACCGGCUCCUCCCCUUCAGUCUUGCACAGGUGUACCGGCUCCUCCCCUUCAGUCUUGCACAGGUGUACCGGCUCCUCCCCUUCAGUCU